This is a messenger RNA of Panicum virgatum (switchgrass), 1004 nucleotides long. RefSeq names its product zinc finger MYM-type protein 1-like. NCBI's taxonomy places the organism in Eukaryota, Viridiplantae, Streptophyta, Magnoliopsida, Poales, Poaceae. Bases 59 to 685 code for a protein of 208 amino acids. The transcript has 2 exons. The record is from RefSeq and is a predicted model, not a curated record.
GAAGGCUUUGGAAAGAUUUGGUAAGCAUGCUGCCUCCCACUUUCACAACAAUGCAAUUAUGAAGUGUGACGACUUCAUGAACCAGAGGACAAGUGUGACUAACAAAGUUGUUAAGUACACUAAAGAGGAAGAAGCUCGAUACAAAAUUCGUUUGACCUCUUCUUUAGAAAUUGUAAGAUUUCUCAUUGAACAAGGAGAAGCUUUUCAUGGACAUGAUGAGUCUUCUACUUCUCUGAACAAAGGUACAUUUAGAGAGAUGGUUGACUGGUACAAGAACAAGAAAAAGAAGGUGAAAGAUGCAUAUGAAAAAGGUUCUAAACAUUGUCAAAUGUUGGCUCCUGAUAUACAAAAGGACCUUACCAAAGCUUGUGCAGAGGAGGUCACUGCAGUGAUUAUGGAUGAGAUUCGGGGUAGGCAUUUCUCAGUGCUAAUUGAUGAGUCUAGAGAUGUAUCAAUAAAGGAGCAAAUGGCUAUGAUUUUGAGGUUUGUGAAUGAUGAAGGAAAGAUCAUGGAGAGGUUUCUUGGACUUAAACAUAUUGAGAAAUGUACAUCAGCUGCAUUGAAAGAAGCUUUGGUCAAUAUGCUUUCCAGCCACAAGGUAUCCAUCUCUAUGCUUCGUGGGCAGGGUUAUGACGGUGCUUCUAAUAUGAGAGGUGAAUUUAAUGGUGUUCAGAGAUUGAUUUGAGAUAUAAAUCCAAAUGCUAUCUAUGUGCAUUGCUUUGCCCACCAGUUGCAGUUAGUGGUUGUUGCUGUUUCAACUUCUACCCCCGCCAUUGCAGAUUUCUUUAACUAUGUUCCUUUAAUAGUCAACACUGUGGGUGCAUCUUGUAUGAGAAAGGAUGCAUUGCUUGCAAAACAUCAUGAUGUGUUGCUACAAAAGUUGGAGAAUGGUGAGAUUACAACUGGAAGAGGUAUGAACCAAGAAAGUAGUCUAGCUAGACCUGGAGAUACUAGAUGGGGCUCACAUCUUAAAACAUUGCUUCGAAUUUUGGUAAUGUGGGAGG